Molecule: messenger RNA, 1118 nt
Organism: Haplochromis burtoni (Burton's mouthbrooder)
Lineage: Eukaryota; Metazoa; Chordata; Actinopteri; Cichliformes; Cichlidae
Product: protein MFI
Exons: 9
Coding region: 1-1050 (349 amino acids)
Molecular function (GO): protein binding
Source: RefSeq, a predicted model, not a curated record
AUGCAGAGCAUCCUAACCCGCUGCAUCACAGUCUGGUAUGGAAACUGCCACGCAUCCAACCGCAGAGCCCUCCAGAGGAUAGUGUGGACCGCUGAGCGUGUUAUUGGCAGCUCUCUACCCACUCUACAGGUUAUUUACACCUCACUGGGAAAGCCACUAACAUCAUGGCUGACCCGCAUCACCCUUCCCACCAACUGUUUACCACCGUUCCAUCCAGAAGACGACUCUGCGUCAUCAGGAACAGGUCGCUUGCAGGAGGACGAGCCCCAACAAGGGAGACUGCAGGAGGUGGCAGCCAGAAUAAUUCAGAAGACUUGGAGAGGAUAUAUGGCCAGUGAAGUCUUCAGGUAUUUCAAAGAGCUGAUUUUCUACUGCAAACAGCAGGAUCCAAAGACCAUCCUCAAAACUGUCAAUCCUCGAGAGGCCGAACUGCUGGAUGCUGCAGCUGGAGUGUUUAUCAGAUUUCGACUUGGAGGGGCAGCCCAAAAGACUACACCAAGCAAAGUCGUAGGAAGCUUGUGGCCCAGAAGACCAACAAAGGCCCAGCUGUCGCAAAGGAUGACCAAUCAGGUUGGUACAAGCGCAUGGAGAACAAUAGUUGGAGGCUGUUCUGUAACAAGGUGGUUUUGGCACGUGAGCCUGCAGAGAUCGGUGCUGACAAAAAAAAUGGACUUUCAUUACUCCAAGUUGCAGCGGAAUCAAGAUUUAGAGAGUUGGAGGAAAAGAAAGAAAAUUGAAUGGCUGAAGCAGAUGUAUAAAGAGGGUCGUCUGCAGGAUCAUGCAGAGCACAGACACAUGGCGGCCCUGGUGGAGAGUUCCACCCAGGAAUUGAUGGAGACAGUUGAAAAGAAAGGAGAUGAUGAAAUACUGGAAUGGGAGCUGGAUGAGCUGCUGGCCUGGACCAACACUCUAAACUUCGAGGAGUAUAUGGAGGAAUGGAGACAUUUGGCCUGCAGUUACUCCUCUGAGCUGAGCAAAGAUGGCCCUUCUCACCCACCCAGGUUAGAUCCACACGAGCUCGCUGAUGAAAACGCAGUAGAACAAACAUGAUUUAUGUUAAAACUGUGCAGUCUCGAAGUGGAGUGUGCCACACUGUUAUUGUCGCAGUAUUCACUUUA